AUGUCUGAAUUAGUUGAACGUAAAGGUAUUAAAAUUGAAUCAACUGCAACAUUAAAAAAGAAAACAAAAGAGAAAAAAUCCAAAUCAAAAGAUCUUGAACAUGUACGUAUUAUUGAUGAUGAUGCACCAGUGCCAUGGGGUACAACAACAGAACCUGAUACAAUAGCUAAUGAUGAAAUUGUUUCAAUUGAAGAUGCUCCAGUUGUUAUCGGUAUUGUUGAUGAACGUCCAUCUGAAAUACGUGAAAAAGAACGUUUUAAUGAUGUUAAACGUUGGCGAACAGCAGCUUUUGAAGAAGUACCUGAACCUGAUAGUAUAGGACCUCAACCAAAACCAACAAAAAUUCUUUCUUCAUCAAAGUCUCGUCAACAACAAAAUUCAUCUGAUGAUAGUGAUUCUGAAAUCGAUCAACAUCAACCAAGAAAAAAAAAUGAUCCUGAUUUAUCUCCACCACGACGAACAACACAGCAGAAUGAUGAUGAUCCAUCUCCUCCGAGAAGAAGGCGUCAAUCAGAUGAUGAUCCAAGUCCACCACGACGACGUGAUCUAUCUCCACCACGAAGAAAACAUGAUGAUUCAUCUCCUCCGAGAAGAAGACGUCAAUCAGAUGAUGAUCCAAGUCCACCUCGACGACGUGAUCCAUCUCCACCACAACGAAAACAUGAUGAUACUUCUUCUUCACGAAAAAAACAUCGAACAACUGAUGAUUCUAGUUCAUCGAGACGGUAUGAUUCAUCACCUCCUCGACGAAAACCCAAAUAUAAUGAUGAUUCAAAUCUAUCAAAACGACGCGAUACUUCUCCAUCUCACAAACGGCAACCACGAGAUGAUAAUGAUAUAAGUCCUCCAAGACGUCAAGAUAAAUCUUCAACUUCUCAUCGAAAAAAUGAUCGACAUUCUCGACAAGAUUCACCAUCAUCAACAACAACAACAACAAAUCGUCGAUCAAAACAAGAAUCACCUCCACCACCUUCUCAACCAGCUAAAUCAGAACGACGACGUUUAGCUGAACACAAAGAACAAGUAACUGAACGAUAUGCACAAUGGGGCCGUGGUUUAGCUCAAGUUCGACAGACGGAAGAGGCUGUGAAAGAUUAUUUAGAACAAGCAUCAAAACCAUUAGCACGUUAUCGAAACGAUACGGAUCUUGAUGCUAUGCUUAAAGAAAGAGAACGUGAAGAUGAUCCAAUGCUCAAAUAUCUUUCCAAACGAACAUCUGAUGUAGGUGAUCGAACGAAUAAUAGUAAUAGUGCUCCACCUAAACCUCGUUACAGAGGACCUGAUCCUCAAAAGAAUAGAUUCGACAUUUGGCCUGGUUAUCGAUGGGAUGGUGUCGAUAGAUCAAAUGGUUACGAAAAGAAAUUAUUUGAAUCGAUUGCUAGUCGGCAUGCUAAAUCACAAGAAGCCUAUCUAUGGAGUGUUGAAGAUAUGUAA
This is a messenger RNA of Rotaria sp. Silwood2, 1434 nucleotides long. NCBI's taxonomy places the organism in Eukaryota, Metazoa, Rotifera, Eurotatoria, Philodinida, Philodinidae. The record is from the annotation of a GenBank genome assembly.